CCGCCAUUGUUGCCAGUUUCUCUAGCUCCAACCUUCUUGUUCUUCUUUUCCUUACGUCGAAAUCAACAUUGCGUUUUCUCGGUGUUGUUUUGCUGUGAAUUGAAGAACUGACUCUGAAUUUGUUGCAUUCUGCUCCGUUGAAAUGAUUUUGAGCUUCUUUCUGUUAUUGAGUUUCUCGAGUGUUUGAUUGUGUUACGAUUGCAUUUGAUCUGGAUCUGACGAGUAUUGGAGUAGCUUUGGGGAGUGUAGGCGUUGAUUGAUGGUCAUCCGAAAGAGUUCGUUUUGGACAAGAUAUUGUCGUUCGACAUUGCUCCGAAAAUCAAGUGUGGUUAUUCGUUUCUCCUCAGCAUUAGAUGUUAUGGGAUUUUCUCCGUUGGGUGAUUGAUCUGUGACGUAGUUAUAUUACCUUUUGAUCAUAUUGGAGAAAUUUGUGUAUUGAGGGUUCUGCUUUUGUUCUUCAACAAUGGUGCUCGGUUUGAAAGGAAAGCAUAGGAGGGGUGACAUUAUUCAAGCUGAUUAUAGGAUCCAUGUUCAGGAUAUAAAACCCUGGCCACCCUCACAGUCGCUUACGUCCCUCCGCUCUGUGUUUAUUCAAUGGGAGAAUGGCGAUCGCCACUCUGGAUCUACUAAUCUUGUUGUUCCAACCAUUGGGUCUAUAGUUGGUGAGGGAAAAAUUGAAUUCAACGAAUCUUUUAAGUUACCUGUGGCUUUGGUAAGGGACAUGCCUGUUAGAGGUAAGGAUGCUGAUACAUUCCAGAGGAACAUUUUAGAAUUCAACUUGUUUGAGUCUCGCAGAGAAAAGACUGCAAAAGGCCAAUUGUUGGCUAGUGCCACCGUAGACUUAGCUGAAUUUGGUGUUGUGAGAGAGACAGUAUCUGUUACUACUCCAAUGCAUUGCCAGAGGAACUUCAAGAACACACUUCAGCCAAUCUUGUCCAUUAAAAUUCAGCCAAUUGACAAGGGACGGACCAAUAACUCACUUAAGGAUACCCUGUCCCGGAGGAUGUCAUUGGACAGUUACGAAGGCGAAUCUGUUUCAGCUGCUAUGCAUGAAGAAUAUGCUGAUCCAAAUAAGAUUGCGUCUUUUACUGAUGAUGAUGUUUCGUCUCACUCUUCCAUGACGACUUCUUCUGCUUUAGAACCUGAUGGUUGUGUACCACCUCAAACUGAAGAGAAUGGCCUGAGUACGUUGAUCCAUGGGACUACUGAUAAUAGACAGGAGCAUGCUUCCAUUUCAAAAUUGGAGCCUGAAAAAUCUAAUGUGUCACCAGAGAAUGGAGCACAUGGAGAUUUGAAUGUGAAUUCAUCUUCUUCUUCAUCAAUAGAAUUAUCCUCUGGUCCUGGGAGUCCUGAAAAUGGUCAUAAUUCUAUGUCUAGCUCCCCAACUGUUGGUUCAAUGUCCCUUGAAAAAAAUGGUAGAAAAAGUUAUACAGUUUACUUUUCUUCAUCUUCAAAAAACGAACAGCAUGAGGAUGAUAUCCACAACCAUGUGAAGAUUGAAAAAGCUGAACAUUCGGGUAAGGAGAGUAAUGGAAGGAAAUUCAAUGGAAUGGAUUAUGAGGAAGCUUCAAAUGUUGAAACAAAAGAGGAUGGAGCUGAUGACAUCUUAGCUAGACAAGAUGAUGUGGGAAUCCAUGCAAUAUCUCCCGGACGUGGAAGCAUAGUUCAGAAAAAUGACAGAUUAAAGCAUGUGAAGUCGGUUCGAUCGCCAUUAGAAUCAGCUAAAUGCAAUGGGUUUGGUAGUAAGCAGCUUGUUGGAGUUGAGGAAACUGGUGCUCCAGGAUAUUCAGAUAAUAGCUUGGAAAGUAUCAGAAGAAAUGAAAGAAAGGAUUCUAAACCAUAUGCAAAGGAUACAAAAAAUUCCAUUUUGGACAGCAAAGUCCAGCAAUUACAACACAAGAUAAAGAUGCUUGAGGGAGAGUUGCGAGAAGCAGCAGCAAUUGAGGCAGCUCUUUACUCUAUAGUUGCUGAACAUGGAAGUUCCAUGAAUAAGGUCAAUGCUCCUGCACGGCGUCUUUCAAGGCUGUAUCUUCAUUCUUGUAGAGAAAGCUCUCAGUCACGGAAGGCCUAUGCUGCUAGAAGUAUUGUUUCUGGAUUUGUUUUGAUAGCAAAAGCUUGUGGAAAUGACGUGCCCAGAUUGACUUUCUGGUUAUCAAAUUCAAUAGUCCUGAGAACAAUAAUAAGUCAGGAUGCUGUGAGCCGGAAACUGCAAGUUUCUUCAGGAUCUCAUACAACCAAAAGUGGUGCUAACAAAGAAAGUAGUAAAGUGGCAUCUACAUUAAAAUGGAAAGCAUCGUCUCCAAACAAAAGAGAGAAUGGGAAUGCCAGGCAUGGAAGUUCUGAUGACUGGGAAGACGCACACACUUUUACAUCUGCCUUAGAGAAGGUUGAGGCUUGGAUCUUCUCCCGUGUCAUCGAGUCCAUAUGGUGGCAGACAUUGACUCCACACAUGCAGUCAACAACAGCAAAAACUAUUAAUCAAGUUUCCAGUCCAACCUCAAGGAAGAGCUAUAAGAGAAGUUCUAGUUCAGUUGAUCACGAUCAAGGCAACUUCUCAUUGGACCUUUGGAAGAAAGCUUUCAAGGAUGCCUGUGAAAGAAUUUGCCCUGUCCGAGCUGGGGGACAUGAGUGUGGUUGCUUGCCUCUUCUGUCCAGAUUGAUAAUGGAGCAAUGUGUUGCUAGAUUGGAUACAGCGAUGUUCAAUGCCAUUCUCCGUGAUUCUGCUGAUGAGAUGCCAACUGAUCCUGUAUCCGACCCCAUUAGCGAGUCUAAAGUUCUCCCAAUUCCAGUUGGGAAAUCGAGUUUUGGGGCUGGCGCACUACUUAAGAAUGCAAUUGGAAACUGGUCGAGAUGGUUGACCGAUCUUUUUGGCUUGGACGAUGAUGAUCAAUGUGAAGACGAAAAUGAUAACGAUGAAGGGAAAGAUACCACUACCCUCAAGUCCUUCCAUCUACUAAAUGCAUUGAGUGAUCUCAUGAUGCUUCCAAAGGACAUGCUCCUGAACCAAUCGAUAAGAAAAGAGGUAUGCCCUUCAUUUGGUGCACCAGUAAUCAAGCGAAUUCUCGAAUGUUUUGUUCCAGAUGAGUUCUGCGAAGAGCCAAUCCCUGAUGCUGUUCUCAAAGCUCUGGAUAUCGAGGAGGAUCCAUCUGAAGUCGACGACAAGUUCGUCAUGAAUCUCCCGCACGCAGCAGCUCCCAUCGUCUAUCAUCCACCCUCGGUAGCUUCUGUAGCGGCAUUCAUUGGCGAGGUCAGUACAAAGCCCGAGUUAAGAAGAAGUGGGUCUUCAGUGCUCAGAAAAUCUAACACCAGCGAUGAUGAGCUGGAUGAGUUGAGCUCACCCUUUGCUUCUAUUCUCGACACCACAGUUUCUCCAUCAACUCCAGCUAAGUCGAGUAGGACUUCUGAGAAAAAUCGCAACCAAAAUGCUACAAGGUACGAACUUCUUCGAGAUGUAUGGGGUGAAUAGCAAGUAAUCCAUUCUCAUGGUUAGAACCCUUAUCUAUUUGAAAAAAAAAUAUCAGCUGGAUUACAAUGUUAGACUUAGAUAGAAGUUAAGGCAGUGAGUUUGGGGACUGUAUAUCUGUAUAGAGUAAUAUGAGUUUCUUGUAGAACUGUUCAAUCUGUGCUCCAUUUUUUUGGCCAGAAAUUCUAUAACUGGAAUUAAUGUCAGCAGUUGAAAUGCUCACUUCA
This is a messenger RNA of Momordica charantia (bitter melon), 3690 nucleotides long. The record is from RefSeq and is a predicted model, not a curated record. Lineage: Eukaryota; Viridiplantae; Streptophyta; Magnoliopsida; Cucurbitales; Cucurbitaceae.